Molecule: messenger RNA, 574 nt
Organism: Lactuca sativa (garden lettuce)
Lineage: Eukaryota; Viridiplantae; Streptophyta; Magnoliopsida; Asterales; Asteraceae
Source: RefSeq, a predicted model, not a curated record
AUCCCUCAUGCCAACAUUGUAAUUGUAUGCGACAAAAUAGACAAAAAGACAUAAACAUAAAAAUGCUAAUACUCUAGCAUCUCAUAGUAUAUAUAUUCAUACCAAUCUCUUGUACAAGUGAUUUGUCAAGUGUUUACAAAAGCUUAUUAAUAAGAAUGACUGGUGGCAAAGGCGGUGGUGGCGGUGGCGGAAAAGGCAGUGGUGGAGGUUGCGGAAAGGGUGGUGGUGGAGGUGGCGUCAAGGGAGGUGGUGGAGGCAACAUGAGCAGUGGUGGGGGUGGCAAGGGGGGUGGUGGUGGUGGGAAGAGUGCUAGUGGCGGUGGCAAGGGUGGUGGAACGGGGUCGACGAGUGGUAAAAUUAGUGGAGGCUCGAACUACAUGAAGGCUCCGGGUGGCGGUGGAGGUUAUAUCUCAAGGACAGGGUUUGAAAGCAAUCCAAAAGGUUAUUUCGAUGGGCUACAUGGUGCUUCAAAGGGUACAUAAGUCUUGUUUAUGUUAGGUAUCCGUAUUACGUUCUCGUUUUAUGAGUAAUAUAAAUAAAAAUGUAAUUUUCAGCUUUUAGUUCCUACUUUUCC